Molecule: messenger RNA, 3409 nt
Organism: Hyaena hyaena (striped hyena)
Lineage: Eukaryota; Metazoa; Chordata; Mammalia; Carnivora; Hyaenidae
Gene: FAM20C
Product: FAM20C golgi associated secretory pathway kinase
Exons: 11
Coding region: 1120-2967 (615 amino acids)
Biological process (GO): protein phosphorylation
Cellular component (GO): Golgi apparatus
Molecular function (GO): protein serine/threonine kinase activity
Source: RefSeq, a predicted model, not a curated record
CGGGGAGGGACUUGGCCUGGACUCUGGCCCUCCGCUCAUCUGGGGAGGAGCCGGGAGGCUGCAGCUGGCGGCGUCCCGCCCGGGGCGGGCGGAGGUCCCUGGGAGCCGCAGCCCGGCCUGAGGAUCCCCAGCGACAGCGCCGGCGCGCGCCCCCCAGGCGACAGGAGCCAGCGCGCCGCGCCCGCGCCCUCCGGCCUGCGUCUUUCGGUCUCUCCAUCUGCUCUCGGCAACCGCGGGAAGAAGGCGCCCUCUCCUUAGCGGGCCCGGAGCUGCAGAGGCAGCGCGGGGCGCGGCCGAUGGGAGGAGAAAGGAGAAAGAGAGCGGAGUCGGCUCGGGCCUGGCCGUGACUCUCGGGGCUGCGUCUCCGCCAAUCUGCGGGCGCUGACGCGGGGGGCGGCUCCACGGUUCUCGGAUAUCUGCCGGCCCGGGCGCGGGGCGCCGAGAGGCUCGGCCGCGCGGGCGCUGCGCUCCGGGGACGGCCGCUACACCUGCCCGGGGACCUCUCCGGCCGCUCUGUGCGCCCCCCAACCCGGUGCCCGUCCCCAACUGGUCCCCGCGUCCUUGCGCCCUGCUUGGCCUUCAGGUCCCCGCCUCCGGGCGGCAGCGGCAGAGACGAACCCUGCCCGAAGGAACUGCCCCUUCUCCGGCUGCCCUGCCCGGCGCCUAGCGCGGCCCACGGAACUGCUGAGGGGACUGCGCCGCGCAGUCUCAACCGCCGCCCCCAGGCCACCGCCCCUUUGGCCUACAUGGGCCGUAGCGUCGGGCUCCUGCGCGCCUGAUGAGCGCAGAGACCCCACGCCGGUCGCUGCGUGCCCGGGGCCUCACCCGGCUGCGCCCCCAGCUCCGCGGAAGAGGGCCGCUGGGCCCGGCCGCUAAGGGCGCGGCCACUCCAGACAGGAGAGUGGGGACGGCCCCGAGAUGGCCCGGCGAGCGGGCGCUUGGGCAGUGGGCGCCCCGCACGUGGUGCGGGCCAGGGGACAGCCCUGGAGCUGGUAGCUGUCCGACGCCAGAUGGACGUUGACCCGCGCCGCGGCACUUUGUUCGUGCCAAACCAAGACUAGCUGGGGCACGGGCGGAGCGCGCUCCGGGAGGGCGCCCGGAGUCCCAGGCCGCGCGGCCAUGAAGAUGAUCCUGGUUCGUAGGUUCCGCGUGCUUAUCCUGAUGGUGUUCCUGGUAGCCUGCGCGCUGCACAUCGUGUUGGACUUGCUGCCCAAGCUGGAGCGGCGCGCCGUGCGGCCCUCGGGGGAGCCCGGCUGCUCGUGCGCGCAACCCGCGGGCGAGGCGGCGGCGCCUGGCUGGGCGAAGGCGCGGGGCCGCCCUGGGGAGCUCCCAGCCGCCGCCUCCGCGGCUGGAGACGCGGGCUGGCCUAACAAACACACGCUGCGUAUCCUGCAGGACUUUAGCUCCGACCCUUCCUCCAACCUCACAUCCCACUCGCUGGAGAAACUGCCGGCUGCAGCCGAACCGGCCGAAGGAGCCCUGCAGGGGCAGGAUCGCGGUGGCCCCCGUCCUCGAGACGCUGCGAACCGACCGCUGCUCCGAGACCCCGGGCCCCGUCGGUCGGUGCCACCCCCUAGCCCCAGCGGGGACAGCUCUCUCCUGGCUAGACUGUUUGAACACCCACUCUACCAGAUGGCCAUUCCACCGCUAACGGAGGACGACGUCCUCUUCAACGUGAACAGCGACAUCAGGUUCAAUCCCAAGGCGGCAGCUGAGAAUCCUGACUGGCCCCGUGAAGGCACUGAAAACGAAGAAUUCUUGCCCACUGGGGAGGCAGCAGUGGACUCGUACCCCAACUGGCUAAAGUUCCACAUCGGUAUCAACCGGUAUGAGCUAUACUCGAGACAUAACCCAGCAAUCGAAGCCCUGCUGCGUGACCUCAGUGCCCAGAAAAUCACCAGCGUCGCCAUGAAGUCGGGGGGCACACAGCUCAAGCUCAUCAUGACGUUCCAGAAUUAUGGGCAAGCCCUGUUCAAACCCAUGAAGCAGACAAGGGAGCAGGAGACACCCCCUGACUUUUUUUACUUCUCUGACUACGAGAGGCACAAUGCAGAGAUUGCUGCCUUCCACCUGGACAGGAUCCUGGACUUCCGCCGGGUCCCACCGGUGGCCGGCAGGAUGGUCAACAUGACCAGGGAAAUCCGGGAUGUCACGAGAGACAAGAAGCUGUGGAGAACCUUCUUCAUCUCUCCAGCCAACAACAUCUGCUUCUACGGCGAGUGCUCCUACUACUGCUCCACAGAACAUGCCCUGUGUGGGAAGCCGGACCAGAUCGAGGGCUCGCUGGCAGCCUUCCUGCCUGACCUGUCCGUGGCUAAGAGGAAGACGUGGCGGAACCCGUGGCGGCGCUCCUACCACAAGCGCAAGAAGGCAGAGUGGGAAGUGGAUCCUGACUACUGCGAGGAGGUGAAGCAGACACCCCCCUAUGACAGCAGCCACCGUGUGCUGGACGUCAUGGACAUGACCAUUUUUGACUUCCUCAUGGGAAACAUGGACCGCCAUCACUAUGAGACUUUCGAGAAGUUCGGGAAUGAGACGUUUAUCAUCCACUUAGACAAUGGAAGAGGGUUUGGAAAAUAUUCCCAUGAUGAGCUGUCCAUUUUGGUGCCUUUACAGCAGUGCUGCAGGAUCAGGAAGUCCACGUACCUGCGGCUGCAGCUCCUGGCCAAGGAAGAAUACAAGCUGAGCCUGCUGAUGGCAGAGUCCCUGCGCAGGGACCGCGUGGCGCCCGUCCUGUACCAGCCGCACCUGGAGGCCCUGGACCGGCGGCUCCGCGUUGUGCUGCAGGCUGUCAGGGACUGUGUGGAGAAGGAUGGGCCACACAGCGUGGUGGAGGACGACCUGGGCCCCGAGCACAGAGUCCUCCCCGGCAGAAGUCAGUCCUGGAGCUGGGUGCACCCGGGGCGGCCAGACGCCAUGGCUGGGAAGAGGCCUGAAGGCGAGCAAGAGACAUGGGCGUGGGCGUGACCUCCCGCCCCACUCCUGGGGUUGCAGCACUGACAAAGCUGGCAGGGGUCCCUGAAGACAUGGGCCGGUCCCAGAGGGUGGCACUGGCACCUGUGGGCACCCCAUGGUCCACAGGGCCUGAAUCCUCCCCUGGGAGCCCUGCCUGGAGGCCCCCAAAAUCUCCCAUGCGCGGCGCCGUGGGGGCACAGGUCACAUGCCAGGCCAGGCCCGCGGCUUCCACAGAGAGCAUGCUGCGGAGGGCACGCCGCCGAGGGCCCACCCAAACCCUGGAGCAUGAGGGUGCCCGGGAGCAGAGGGUGCUGGACAUUAGAGCCCCUGGUGCCUCCUGGGCCCCACCUCUCAUUACACUCCCAGCCCCACUGCUGCCCCAGGACCAGAGCUUUCCCUGUGUGGGGCACCUUGCAAAGCAGCCCACAUAAAUUCUUACGGGUCCCUAAAGCAA